CCUAUUUAAAACCACACAAGUUCCUCCUUACCUGUAAUCUCUCUACCUCUAUUUCUUCUCCAUUCUUCUUAUUCAUCUGCAGCAACCUUUUUUUAGGGUUUAUAUUAUUGGUUAGAUAAAGAGAGAGAGAGAGAGAGAUCAUGGGAAUAUAUGGAAUGGUGACAGGGAAAGCAGGAAAGAGUGGAUUUGGCUCAGCUUCAACUGCUGAAGAUGUCACUCACUCCAUUGAUGCUAAUCAUCUCACUGCCAUCAUCACAGGUGGAACAAGUGGGAUUGGAUUGGAGGCAGCAAGAGUGUUAGCAAUGAGAGGAGCUCAUGUCAUCAUUGCUGCAAGAAACCCAAAAGCUGGUAAUGAAUCGAAAGAGAUGAUUCUUCAGAUGAACCCUAAAGCUCGUAUCGAUUAUCUUCAGCUCGAUCUCGCUUCCACCAAAUCAGUCAGAUCCUUCGCCGAUCAAUUCCUUGCCCUUAAUAUCCCUCUCAACAUACUCAUAAACAAUGCAGGUGUUAUGUUUUCUCCUUUCCAGCUUACUGAAGAUGGUAUUGAAUCACAGUUCGCAACAAACCACAUCGGUCAUUUUCUGUUGACGAAUCUGCUUCUGGACAAAAUGAAAAGUAGCGCAAGAGAAAGUGGAACCGAAGGAAGGAUUGUGAAUUUGUCAUCUAUUGCUCAUACUUAUACUUAUCCCGAAGGUAUCAAGUUCCAAAGCAUCAAUGACCCUGAUGGAUAUUCGGACAGAAGGGCUUAUGGACAGUCCAAACUCGCAAACUUGUUGCACUCCAAUGCACUAUCUCGUAAACUACAGGAAGAAGGUGCAAACAUCACAGUAAAUUCGGUACACCCUGGACUUGUCACCACCAAUCUCUUCCGUCACUCCGGUUUCGGAAUGAAGGUCUUCAAGGCUAUGACUUUCCUCUUGUGGAAAAAUAUACCUCAGGGAGCAGCAACGACAUGCUACGUCGCAACUCAUCCUGAUCUCAAAGGCGUCACCGGGAAGUAUUUCGGCGACUGUAACAUCAUCGCUCCGAGCAAAUUCGCUACCGACAAUUCUUUGGCCGAUAAACUUUGGGAUUUCAGUGUCAAACUCAUCGAUUCUCUCUCUCACUAAUAAUGCAUGUACCAACAACUCAAAAUUUAUAUUUCUUAAUAAUGUUGUCACAUUGACAUAUCUUUUUAUAUGUCACCACAUAGUUUUUUUUUAUGGUAUGCAAUAAUUAGAAAACGUUA
Camelina sativa (false flax) is the source of this 1225-nucleotide messenger RNA. RefSeq names its product short-chain dehydrogenase TIC 32 B, chloroplastic. NCBI's taxonomy places the organism in Eukaryota, Viridiplantae, Streptophyta, Magnoliopsida, Brassicales, Brassicaceae. The record is from RefSeq and is a predicted model, not a curated record.